CUGCAGAGCUACUAGUCCAACCAGUCUCCAGAAUUCAGUGUAGCUGAAAGAGGUUUUCACUCUGCACCUGCCAAAGAUCUCUCCCCCCUUUUCCUUCUCUCCCCCCUUCUCUCUUCCAUUCUCUCUCUCUUUAAAAGAAAGAUCUGUAAGACCCAGCAGAGAUCAAAGACCUCUUCGCUAAAAAGAACCUCUACUGAUUUAUAUUAGUUUCUUUCCUGUAAUCCUUCCUUCUCUCCCCCUCCCAUUUUUUUUCUUUUUUUUCCUGUGCCAUAUUUAACCUUUAUGUUGCAGUUGUGCCAUCAGACAGUUUUGCAGCCAAAAAAAAACAACCCAAGCCAAAGCACAAGCCCAGCUCGGAUACAGCAGCCACCCAGACUCGAUCUCAGUUGAACUUACUAAUCUCUCCCAAGCACUGGACGCGAUGGAUGAAGAAACUGGAACCGCUCUAAGAAAAUGAUUUUCCAGCCAAUGUUCUUAAAGAGUCUGAGAGAAGAGAGGGAGCGAGAGCGAGCGGGAAGCGCUUCUGCUGCAUCACUGCUCAAAUCCAAGGGAAAGGAGUCAGCGUUUCCAGCACAGCCAAAUAUUAUGGAUGAUUUUUUUUCUUCUGUCGCCUUUCUGCACAGGUUUUCUUAAUAUUUUUAUUUUCCCCCUCCUCCUCCCCAUUUUUUUUAAAAUUUUAUUUAAUCAGCGCCUGUGUCUGAUGCCGGUUUCUCUCCGAGAGCCAGUUUUCCCUGCUUGUUGUGAUCGCUGUAAUAAAAAGAGGGAGAAAUCGUGAACAGAUGGCUUUCUAUAUUACCAUGCCGCUGGCAUUGUUUUCCUGUUGAUUUUAAAGGCUCGGUCCGGAGCUCCUUUUUUUUUUUUUUUUUCCUUAAUUUUUUUUUCCCUUUUAUAUUUUUUUUUCCCUCCCCCUCCCAAGUUCUUGAUGAUACUGAGACAUGAGGACCUAUCGGGUUUAGCCUGUUUAUUUCCCGGCGCCUAUGGAGGUAACUUUAUUGACUUGAUCGCUCGCUUCCCGACCCGAGAGGAGCACGCCGGAGCCCCGGGGGGGCUCUGUCCGCCGCCUCCCCUCCCUCCCCCUCCCCCGGUAAUUCAUCAGCCGCCCCGGCCAUGAAAAUGCUCCUGGUCCGCAAGUUCCGGGUGCUGAUCCUGAUGGUUUUCCUCGUCGCCUGCACCAUGCACAUCAUGAUCGACCUGCUGCCGCGCCUGGAGCGCCGCGGCCCCGAGGGCCGCCCGGGCUGCUCCUGCCCGCCGCCCGCCGCCGCGCCGCCCCGCGCCGCCGCGCCGCGCUGGCCCAGCAAGCACACGCUGCGGAUCCUGCAGGACUUCAGCGCCGAGCCGGCCUCCAACCUCUCGUCGCAGUCGCGGGAGGCGGCGGCGGAGCGGGCGGCGGGCGGCGGUGCGGGCGGCGCGGGCGGCGGGAGCGCGGCGGCGGCGGCGGCGGCGGGGAGGGCGCGGCGCUUGAUCGGCCCCGGGGCGCCGCGCCCGCCGCCCCCCGCCGGCAACGCCGCCCCGCUGGCCGCGCUCUUCGAGCACCCGCUGUACCGCGCCGCCCUGCCCCCGCUGGCCGACGGCGACCUCCUCUUCAAUGUCAACAGCGACAUCAGGUUCAACCCGCGGGCGGCCGAGCAGCCCGACUGGCAAAAUGAAGAUCAUCAUGAAGAAUUUUUGCCAACUGGAGAGACCUCCAUAGACUCCUACCCAAACUGGUUAAAAUUCCACAUUGGCAUUAAUCGGUACGAGCUGUAUUCCAGACAUAAUCCUGCAAUUGAGGCUUUACUACAAGACCUUGUCUCCCAAAAGAUAACCAGUGUUGCAAUGAAAUCAGGAGGCACCCAGCUGAAGCUGAUCAUGACAUUCCAGAACUAUGGACAAGCAUUGUUUAAACCAAUGAAGCAGACCAGAGAACAAGAAACCCCGCCUGACUUUUUUUACUUCUCAGACUAUGAGAGACAUAAUGCAGAAAUAGCAGCAUUUCAUCUCGACAGGAUCCUGGAUUUCCGGCGCGUGCCCCCGGUGGCAGGCAGGCUGGUGAACAUGACGAGGGAAAUACGAGAUGUUACUCGUGACAAGAAGCUGUGGAGAACAUUUUUCAUCUCACCAGCCAACAACAUCUGCUUCUAUGGGGAGUGCUCCUACUACUGCUCAACAGAGCACGCCCUGUGUGGGAAACCAGACCAGAUCGAAGGGUCCCUGGCUGCUUUCCUGCCUGAUUUGUCCUUAGCAAAAAGGAAAACCUGGAGAAACCCUUGGAGGCGUUCCUACCACAAGCGCAAGAAAGCAGAAUGGGAAGUUGAUCCAGAUUAUUGUGAAGAGGUUAAACAAACACCCCCAUAUGACAGCGGGACCAGAAUUCUGGAUAUAAUGGAUAUGACAGUUUUUGAUUUCCUAAUGGGUAACAUGGAUCGACAUCACUAUGAAACCUUUGAGAAGUUUGGAAAUGAAACUUUUAUUAUCCACUUAGAUAAUGGAAGAGGGUUUGGAAAAUAUUCCCAUGAUGAACUUUCCAUUUUGGUGCCUUUAAACCAGUGCUGCAGAAUCAGGAAAUCUACCUAUCUGCGAUUACAGCUGCUAGCCAAGGAGGAGUACAAGCUCAGUCUCCUGAUGAAAGAAUCUUUGCUAAAAGACAAAAUAGCUCCAAUCCUCUACCAGCCUCACUUGGAGGCGAUGGACAGGCGGCUGCGGAUUGUGCUCAAGGCUGUCAGUGACUGCAUAGAGAAGGAUGGCUAUGACAACGUGGUGGAAAAUGACUUUAACACUGAUGUUAACACUGUUACCACUGAGAGGUAGUGAAAUGGCAAGACUACGUUUUUACCAGCCGAGUCAAGAAGAUUCAAAGAAGGAAAAGAAACAAAAGAACAACAACAAAA
Camarhynchus parvulus is the source of this 2867-nucleotide messenger RNA. It is a transcript of the gene FAM20C, whose product is annotated as FAM20C golgi associated secretory pathway kinase. Gene Ontology annotation, molecular function: protein serine/threonine kinase activity. The record is from RefSeq and is a predicted model, not a curated record. The transcript is spliced from 10 exons. Gene Ontology annotation, cellular component: Golgi apparatus. The coding region runs from base 1108 to 2787 and encodes 559 amino acids. Lineage: Eukaryota; Metazoa; Chordata; Aves; Passeriformes; Thraupidae. Gene Ontology annotation, biological process: protein phosphorylation.